Messenger RNA from Racocetra persica, 822 nucleotides. NCBI's taxonomy places the organism in Eukaryota, Fungi, Glomeromycota, Glomeromycetes, Diversisporales, Gigasporaceae. The record is from the annotation of a GenBank genome assembly.
AAUAAAAAUUGGGCGAAACAACUUAUAAGACAAAAUAAUUAUCGAACUAAAAUUUCUCAUAGUAAUCAUUCAGUUUUUGUUCAUGAUAUUUCUCAGUUAUCAAUUUUACCUGAACAUGGGUUUAUAGAAAAUACGCUUCAAGAACAAAAUCCUGUAUAUAUUAGAUUAUAUGUACCUGAAAUUGAUAGCGAUGUUGAAAAAAAAUUUGGUCUUGAUUCAUCUUUUACUAAUGCAACACAAUUACUUUUACGAUUUGAAAAUCAGAAUUCUCUUUUAUCUUAUAUUAAUAAUUCACAAAAUUUACAAUACAAAGGACAAAUAUCAUUACUAUUUUUAUUAGGAUUUAUAAAUACUGAAAAUGUUCAAUGGUUAUGGGGUUUUAUUGGAAGUUAUUUUUUACAUAUUUUUGAUAAAGAAAAACAAUUUUAUCUAGAAGAAAAAGAAACAUUACAUACUAUAAAUUUAGGAAAACAAUUAGCCAAAUCUAAUAAUAAAUCAUUAAAAAGAAAAGCAACACUUCUUGAAUCUGAAGGCUGGGAAACUGCGCAAUCAAUUGUACAACAACUUGGUCAAAAAUUAAAAAGUACUACUUCAAAUUUACAAAAUAUACGUAAAAAGUUAUCCUGGGCACAAGCAAAAAUUUUAACAUUGCAAGAACUAUUAGAAAAUGAAUCUAAUUCAUCAAGAUACAAUGGAAAAUCUCAAUAUUUUCAAAAUCAAGAAAAAUUUUUUAAUGAAAUUAAAAAUACAACUGAAGCUAGUGCAAAUAAUGCAUUAAAUAUAGCUUGUAAGGAAGUUAUUUCAAAAAAAAUAAAAUUUUAG